This is a messenger RNA of Colletes gigas, 1320 nucleotides long. RefSeq lists its product as uncharacterized. NCBI's taxonomy places the organism in Eukaryota, Metazoa, Arthropoda, Insecta, Hymenoptera, Colletidae. The transcript is spliced from 7 exons. Gene Ontology annotation, molecular function: protein binding. The coding region runs from base 229 to 1296 and encodes 355 amino acids. Gene Ontology annotation, biological process: signal transduction. The record is from RefSeq and is a predicted model, not a curated record.
GAUUUCCUAACUUGACAUAGAACCGUACGUAAGUACGUUCGUGUACGUAAAAUUAACGUCUUCGUGUAAAUCAUUUUUUAUACUGUUGCUCGUGUUAAUUUUAUAUUAUAUUUGAAAAUAUGCUUUUAAAAACGUUGCAACGUACAGGGAUGCACUAUAAUAUUAAAGUCAAAGAAAGAAAGUAUUGAAACUUAUCUUUCUGCUGCAUGUAUCAUAGAUAUACACAAUAUGUUUGCAAAAAGUAACAUAGAUCCUGAACUGGAAAGGUUAAGAAAGGAGGUAAAUGACCCACCAAAUUUAGAUACAGUAACAUUAAAUAUAGAAAGAGCUACAGCACGAAUUCAUGCAUCCUAUUUAUUUGAGCAAAUUGGACGAUCUACGUUGCAAAAAUUAUGCUUGCUAUUGAGCUCUACCGCUACAGGAAAAAUGUACAGCGGAUGGCAAGAAUUUGCAGCACACAUGGGCUUAACGAUAGAACAAAUACGUUGUAUAGAAUAUGACUUCAAAGGCUUGCAGGAUCCAACUUAUUACGUAUUGCUGGCGUACGUACAACACACUGGAGCAACUAUAGAUAAAAUUUUAAACGCCUUGCAAAAAAUGCAUCGUUUCGAUGUAAUUAAUGAAAUAAAGGACAACAUUUCUGAUUUAAUGGAUGCAAUUCCACAAAAUGCUACGACCGAUGAAUCUACCAUAUUACGAUCGAAAAGUGUUCCAAGAGCACCGUUAAUUUUAACUCCGAUAGAAGUUGCGCAGAAAACAGAAAAGGAGAGAGACAAUUGUAAACACGUCGUAGAAGAUAACUUACAAAAGACUAAACGGAUGUACGGAUGUGUAGUCAUGUUAACGUUUGCCGAUGAUGGCUUAACGACAGCACAACGUAUAGCAAAAGUAUUUAGGUCUAAAGAACCUAGAAUCGGAGUACUCAUACUUCAAGAACAAGAAAACUAUGUAUACAGCAGAGCGGAAGAGUUUGUAGAUGAUUGCUUUAAACAGGUAAAUUUCAUCGUACCGAUAUUAACGCAAGGAUACUUGGAAAAAAUACAUAAUCCUAAAAAUAUAUAUAGCGAAGAUCAAAAUAAAUUGGACACAAAGUAUAUAAAAUAUAUAUAUUCCUUAUUGAGGUACGAAUAUAUGAGAAAUCAAUGUGUCAAUUGUCGUGUUAGGUGUAUAGUUUCUGAUAAAGAAGUUUACACGGUAAUAAGAGCAAAUUUGCAUCCAACGUUGCAGGCAUGGUUCAGGGAAAGCGACAUCGAUGCAUUUAUUGAGAACAUUCUUUUAAAAAAAUGCUCAAGGUGAAUAUUUAUAGAAUAAAAAUGAGAA